AUGUCCUUGUUUGCGAAUAAAGCCUUUUCAGCAGCGGGCUACGCUGCGAGCCGACCUUCAUACCCCGCGAGCUUAUUCAAGACAGUGCUCAACUAUCAUAAUGCCCAGAACUCCAACGGUACACUAUUGGAUUUGGGUUGUGGCCACGGACUGAUUUCCCGAGCGCUUAGCCCCAAGUUUGGCAAAACCAUUGCGACAGACCCUAGCCUCGGAAUGGUCACGCAAGCCAAGAGCAUGACAACGGACAGUAAGAUUGAAAUCCGAAAAGCCCAGGCGGAAGAUUUGUCCUUUCUGUCAGAUGAGUCCGUGGACCUGGUAGUGUCGGGCCAGGCAGCGCAUUGGUUCGACUACGACAAGGCAUGGCCUGAGAUUGCUCGCGUGACCAAACCGGGAGGCUCGAUGGCAUUUUGGGGCUACAAGGACAAUGUGUUACUGGGCCAUCGAAAGGCCAAUGUGAUUUUUGACAAAUUUAGCUACGGCGAGCAAGACGUCGCGCCGGGUAUCGAGAGCAUGGCCCCCCAUUGGGAGCAGCCAGGCCGGAGUAUGGUGCGAAGACUGCUUGCAGAUGUUGUCCCACCUGCGGAGCAAUGGGAAAAGGUCCAGCGGAUUUUGUAUGACGUUGACGCUGAGGCAACCGAGGUUGAUAUCGCAGACGCGUUGAUGGUGCAGGAGACGACUCUGGGCGGCUUUGAAAGUUACGUACGGACGGCGAGCAGUUAUAUUGGCUGGAAAGAGGCGCAUCCGGAGCGCAGGAGCCGAGCAGACGGUGGAGAAGGCGACAUCGUUGACAUGCUCAUGGACGAGAUUGUCGCGUCGGAACCGGCGUGGAAGGAAAUGGGCGAGAACUGGCGGGAUGCCAAGGUAAAGACGGUCUGGGGCUCGUAUAUUGUCAUGGCGAAGCGGAGAUAA
Molecule: messenger RNA, 909 nt
Organism: Cordyceps militaris CM01
Lineage: Eukaryota; Fungi; Ascomycota; Sordariomycetes; Hypocreales; Cordycipitaceae
Product: S-adenosylmethionine-dependent methyltransferase, putative
Exons: 2
Coding region: 1-909 (302 amino acids)
Molecular function (GO): S-adenosylmethionine-dependent methyltransferase activity
Source: RefSeq, a predicted model, not a curated record